Molecule: messenger RNA, 4015 nt
Organism: Erpetoichthys calabaricus (reedfish)
Lineage: Eukaryota; Metazoa; Chordata; Cladistia; Polypteriformes; Polypteridae
Product: phostensin-like
Exons: 3
Coding region: 3-1187 (394 amino acids)
Molecular function (GO): phosphatase binding
Source: RefSeq, a predicted model, not a curated record
AGAUGGAUGGUGGGCUGAAGCUUGCCACUCAGGAUCAGCCUCAGAAAGACCUUCUGUCUUGUAUGACGUUGCACCAGCAGGAAGAGAAUGAAGUUUGUACAGAAAAGGAAGUAGGCGUCCCCUGCACUCACUUCUCAGCCAAGCUGCUGCAAACGCAGGGUUUGGCUUCCUCUUCCUUGCAAUCUACAGCAGAGCCUCUGUCUCACUUUGCACAGGAAGAAGUAGAGACUGCAGCAGACCCUGGUGCUGCUGAGAAGCUUGCAAAAACUACAGAGCCGGUUCUGCCAUGUCAGGGUGAUGGGGAGGCAGUGAAAUCAGGCCUACAACCCAGUUUUGAAGGAGAGGAAGACCAGAGUAGAGGAGCAAGUAUGAGCCGCAUAUAUAACCUCAAGCCAGUCAUGGCUCGGGAUAACAGUGCACCAGCAGCCACCUCCACAGCUGUUAAGGAGGAUGUUAGGGCCACAUCCUUUCCCGUGAGGAACAUUUUGAACAAAACAGCCUUGAGUAACAGGACAGAACGAAAUGUGGCUCAGGUGUCUCCUGUUUCUGUACAGGAGAACCAGAGUUUAGAAAGCAGUGGACCUGCUUCUGUCAGAAGCUUAGGCAAGGGGCAUGUACGCACUGGGGCAGCCACAAUAGAAACAACCCCACUUCAGGAUACCGUCUUCAAACCUACACUUUUAGGAAGACCCGGCAUGCAGAAGAAAGGCAAUACUAUAACUAUCAAUCCUCGCAAAAUGACCAGUAACUCCACCAAUGGGAAUCCUGACACUGCCACAAGCAGUAACACGGCCUCCUUAGAAAAUGGGGCAUCAGACAGUGCAGUGGACAAGAAUGAUGUCUCAAAGAUGAAGAAGAGAUACCCUACUGCUGAAGAAAUUGAAGUCAUUGGAGGAUAUCUGUCCUUGGAAAAGUCCUGUUUGGCCAAAAAGGACUCCAGCAAGAAAAAAACGAUGCGCUUUGAUGAGGAUCAUCUGGAGACCACAUUUGAAUAUCCUUCUGAGGGCUUCUUACUGGCAGAGCUGGGACUGGAUGACAAGGAGGUGAUACCUCCGCCACUAGCUCGAACUCCCGCAGUGAAUGAUGAUGAUGAAGAAGAAGAAGCUACUUUGUUCACUCAUAGAGGAGCCCCAGGAUCCACUAGUCGUGGUAAACCACUCAUUGUUGAUGAGUCCUGCAGACGAUAACACAAGAAUGGAACUUUUUCUCUAUUACUAUCAAAAAAAUCAUCAGGCCUUGCAUUUCAUUAAACAAAAUAAUCAAGUGGAGACAAAUGAAAACAGAGAGAGAGCCUGAGUGGCUUCAGUCAUGGAAGAGGAGUGGCAGAACUGAGCGUAUGCAGACCAAUGCCUCAUGUCCUUCCUAAGAUCUUAUAUCUUCUCAGUCUUCCAAAGGUCUUGUUACUGUACCAAUGAAUGUUCCAGCAGAUGGCUAACUCUCAGAAGUUAUCUUGAUGGUGUCUGUCAUUAGUGUUGCAUUUUUGCUUCCAGCAAAUGCACAAUAUCUGUUACAACUGGAGGGCAGUUUAGGUCAUACUAACAUGUAUGUUUGAGUUAUGCAUAUACGUUACAUUUUUAUGUUCAUUGGCUGAGACGUCAAUUUAUUAAUCACUCAGAAUCUAGAUUAAUUUGCAGGUCCACAAACACUUGUGUGAAGACAAAGAUAUUUUAUCCUGUACUCUGAUUGGUUAAUAAGCUGCAGUAUGUAAGCUAUAAUUGAAAGUGUAUGUUGCAGACGAUUUUUACCGAAACAACAUUGCAAAGAAACGUGAUCACUCUUUCUUAAUUUGAUUUUUCUCUGCUUGGAAUGGACUGUUCUCUUACACGUCAGCAGGAUUAUCUUUGCCCCCUUUUAUAUAUGGUUCGAGAUUUUUCUCAAGACCUUUUUCCUAAACUGUGCAAACAACAGGUCUCGGAGUGGGGGUAUUUUUUUAAGUUUCUUGUUUUGCACAAAUUGGCGUGUGCUUUUUGCUCUCGCUCUCUCUCAUUCCUUCUCCGUUUACAUUGAUGAGUUUUCAUUUUUCCAGUUUGCCUUGGAAACAUUCAAAUGCUGGGCUGGCACCACAGCACUUCAAAUGAGUACCAGAAUCUGUUUUUCUUUCUUUCGUUUUACUUUUUUUCUUAUUAACUGUCAGCAGUAACUGCUGCCAGUCCAUGUGGGUCUUUCGUAGAUGUUACAUGUUUUUUUAGGAUUUUGUCUGGUUUUUCCAUUGCGAGAACUGUUACACUUCCAAAGAAGGUCACACAAACUAGCUUUCAAUUUCCAAAUUAUUACCUUGUGAACUUGCUGUUGCACAAAUUGAAACUGUAGUCAACAUUGAUUAUAACUUAAUUUUGUCAUUAAAGAAAUGGAAGAGACAAGCCCAAAUGAAGGUAGGGAGGAGGUUGUGAUAAAGAAGUUGGUCUGGUUACGUUAUAAUCGUAUAAUCAUAAAAACAUUUGGGUGUCGGGAAGAGACAGUCUUGGGACACAAAGUAUUGCUUACUUUAUACCCGGCAGUUAAGAGCAAGUGAAAAAAACUGGGCCAGGGUAUUUUGAAUGUGAUGUGCUUGUGCGCCAUUCUGUACUGUUAGCGCCUCUUUGUGAGGCUUUGUUUUAAUGCAGCUGAAAGAAAAACAUUUUUGUCAAAAUGCGGCUGUGUGUAAGCCGGAUAUUGGCACAUGCAGUCCGUCAGUAAGGCAGUCAGGAUCAGUAACUGUUUACUUAAGCAGACUUGAAUAGAAUGCAGGGAAUUGAGGAAGAAGCCCCUGCUAAGUUUUGUAUGUCACCUUUGUGUUUCGUUUAGCUAUUGUAUGCUGCUGCAUUUAAAGCACUCAUCUGAAAAAGGAGACGAAAGGCCUACAAGGUAAGGUGUAGUGAAGGAUUUCAGCCAUGGUAACUGUAUUGAGAGAACUUGGAAGCUUUCAGUGUAAGUAAAUAUUUAUUAGGUUUAUGCCAUAUAGACUAUAAAGAAUUAAUAAAGGAAGCAUCCGUAAAUUUCAGGCAUUAGCACUUGUUUUUAUCUAAUUAAAAAAAGUCUAAAUUUUGUGUGGAAAAUUCCCAUUAUAAUCAUUUUUAUUCCUUUUUUUCUUUGGAGGAUUCUAUCAUUCAGUGCAUGUAUUACAUCACAUCUGUUUAAUUUAUGUUUUAGGCAUAUCAUUUUGAACAUUUUUCUUUAGUAAAUUAGUAAUUGGAAUUCUGUUUACAAGUCACUCAUGUCACACUUAUCAGAAACAUUAAGGAAAACUUCAGUUACUGAACGUUUGUUGAAAAAAAACAAAAAGCAAAACUAAUUCUAUGGGCUACACAGCAAGUAUUCUGCAAGUAACCUUUCAUGUCUGAAAAUUUUGAGAAAUUUUUUGUCAGUUCAAUUUCCUGGAAUACGCAAUCUUUAUUUUUAGACGAUUAGCAGUAUAAUUUAAGAGGGGAAAUCUGCUGAAUCCUUGUGGGAUUGUUUCACACAAAUACCUGCACUGUUUGUGGCACUUAAGGGGGCUGCAUUGCCAGCAUUUCAGGUUUUACAAAAAAUAAAUAAACGAGAAAGCAAUUAGGAGCACAGAAUGUCUGUGUGGAGUCACGUCUUCUGUGGUACUGUGCCGCCUUCUGCUGGUUGACUGUGGUAUUGUCUUAUUUCUUUCUAGCCUGACUUAAUUUCUUUCUUGAGUGGCAGUAACAGAAAAUGCAGUUUCUGAAAGAAAUUAAAAUAUUUCUUUUUGAAUCUUUCAUUGCUUUUAUUUUCAUAUAAAAAUGCAUUUUUGACAGUAUAAUUCCAAUGACUUUAAACUAUUCAAUAUUUCAUUGUGUUUUUUAAAAUGUAUAUGCAUUUUUAAAUGGGCAUUUAUUAAAUACAAAAUAAACAGUCAACAAAAUUAAAUGGCAGUUCAUUUUUAAAAAAGAAAAACUUUUGUAAGCCUGUUUGCUAAUAUUAAUCUGUCAAAUGUGCAUGUGAUUAAAGAAGAAUUUCGCUUGUGUUACUUUGUUUUAUGAAUGAAUGCCGACAUAUAAAAAAUGAAUGUCAAUAAAUUGUUUUGUUUAAA